GGCUUCCGGUUGGCAAGAUGGUGGCGCGCGGGAGGAAGCGUGUGGCGCAGGACUCUGAGAAGGGGAUUCUGAGCCCGCCGGGCUACUCAGCCAUUCCCAUCAAAUUCUCUGAAAAGCAGCAGUCUUCUCAUUACCUCUAUGUGAGAGAGCACAAAGUUCGAGAAGGCACCAAGUCUUCCUGGCCUCAGAAACGGACCCUUUUUGUCCUCAAUGUGCCCCCAUACUGCACAGAGGAGUGCCUGUCCCGCCUCCUGUCCCCCUGCGGCCCUGUCCAGUCGGUGGAGUUACAGGAGAAGCCGGAUCUUGCUGAGAGCGCAAAGGAGCCAAAGUCAAAGUUCUUUCACCGCAAGCCAGUUCCUGGGUUCCAGGUGGCCUACGUGGUGUUCCAGAAGCCACGUGGGGUGGCAGCUGCCUUGGCCCUGAAGGGCCCUCUGCUGGUCUCGACAGAGAGUCACCCUGUGAAGAGCGGCGUUUGCAAGUGGAUCAGAGACUACGCAGACUCGGUGCCGGACCCAGAGGCCCUGAGGGUCGAGGUGGACACGUUCAUGGAGACGUACGACCAGAAGAUGGCUGAGGAGGAGGCCAAGGCCAAGGAGGAGGAAGGGGUCCCUGACGAGGAGGGCUGGGUGAAGGUGACCCGCCGCGGCCGGCGGCCGGUGCUCCCGAGGACGGAGGCAGCCAGCCUGCGGGUGCUGGAGAGGGAGAAGCGGAAGCGUGCACGCAAGGAGCUGCUCAACUUCUACGCCUGGCAGCACCGCGAGACCAAGAUGGAGCAUCUCGCGCAGCUGCGCAAGAAGUUCCAGGAGGACAAGCAGAGGAUCGAGCUGAUGCGGGCCCAGCGCAAGUUCCGACCCUACUGAGCCUCUCCCGCCCGUGGGCCCCGUGGAGAGGGGUGGUGACUGGGUGGCAGUGCGUGGCCAGCGAGGACACAGGGCCUGCAACACUCAUCCCAGAGGCCGUGCCCAGGCUGAGGAGCCACGCGUCAGCCCCGGAGAUCUGAGCCCACGUGAUGUGGGGUGCAGGACAGUGCCACCCCUUGGUUCCUGUGCUUCGGCAGUCCUGGGGCCCGGCGCAAGGACUUGGACUCCGGAAGCCACUGGCCCAGGAAGUGGCUCCUUCCCUGUCCUGGGCUCUGUCCCCAGCCUGUCUCUGGACUCGACUCUCAGGGCUAAGCGUCUGCUGUGUUCUCCCCUUCCUCCUAACGAAGCAGCCCCCGUGGGCGGUGAGACAGCCUCAGAAGCAGAGAGAAUACAAGAACAUUUUAUUUUUCAUCUAGCUGGGCGGCAAGAGAAGGCUACAAAAGGUCGGUGGGCCUAUCCCAGCCCCUCUCUAUGCCUGCUGCCCAGUCUGUGUGACUCCCACACCCAGACGCUGUCUCCCCCUUGAAGUCACAGAUGUCAGAGUCAGAAUCUUGUAUCCCGCCCCCCCCCCCCCCCCGCCCUCCCACA
Messenger RNA from Physeter macrocephalus (sperm whale), 1448 nucleotides. It is a transcript of the gene RRP7A, whose product is annotated as ribosomal RNA processing 7 homolog A. The transcript is spliced from 7 exons. Gene Ontology annotation, biological process: rRNA processing; ribosomal small subunit assembly. Gene Ontology annotation, molecular function: RNA binding. Gene Ontology annotation, cellular component: UTP-C complex; CURI complex. Lineage: Eukaryota; Metazoa; Chordata; Mammalia; Artiodactyla; Physeteridae. The record is from RefSeq and is a predicted model, not a curated record. Bases 18 to 860 code for a protein of 280 amino acids.